Rotaria sp. Silwood1 is the source of this 1011-nucleotide messenger RNA. Lineage: Eukaryota; Metazoa; Rotifera; Eurotatoria; Philodinida; Philodinidae. The record is from the annotation of a GenBank genome assembly.
AUGCAGCGGAACAAUAAGAAUGCUAUCUAUCUCUUCGUUUUCAUAUUUUUUCAUUUUUUAACAUCGAUUAAAAGUGAAAAUUCUACUGUGUUGAAUUCAGAAUAUCCAUGGUUACGCCUUCCACCUACACCUCAACUUCCUUUUCCUGAUAAUGGUCAAUAUGCACAGAUCAAUAAUAUUAGCAUAUGGUACACUAUUUAUGGACCAACAAAUGGUACACCUGUUCUUUUCCUUCAUGGUGGAGUUGCUAAUAGUAACUAUUGGGGAUUACAAAUUCAACAACUUCAAAGUAUUUACAAAUGUAUUCUAAUGGAUUCUCGAGCACAAGGUCGAAGUCUAUCAUCGUCUACCAAUAUAACAUAUGAUCUGAUGACUUCAGAUGUUGUUAGUCUACUUGAUUAUCUUGGUCUCAAUAAGAUUCAUCUUGUUGGUUGGAGUGAUGGAGCGAAUAUUGGUCUUAAUCUAGCAAUGAAUUAUCCUAAUAGACUAUAUUCAUUGUUUGCAUUCGGUGCGAACUAUCAUACAUCAGAUGAAAACGACCCGUCUAUACCACCUGUUUUCGCUGCUUAUCUUAAACGUGCACAAGCCGAAUAUGAAGCAUUUAAUCCCAAUAAGCAAUAUGAAAUUUUGCUCAAUGAUUUACUAAUAAUGUGGGCUAAUUAUCCGAAUUGGCAAAAAGCUGAUUUUGAUAAAAUUCCUUCGAAUUUACCCGUUUGGAUUGUCAGUGGUGAUCAUGAAGAAGUUAUUAAUAGAGAACAACCGGACACGAUGGCUAGUUGGAUUCCACAAUCUGGAGAAUUGAUAUUGCCGAGAACGAGUCAUUUUGCAUUUAUACAAGAGCCUACUAAGUUUACUAUAGCUUUAGAACAAUUUCUAGCUGAAGUAACUAAUACGACAUUUUACUCGAAUUAUUGUUUUCCAUGCAUUAACAUUUGUUCGAGAAUAUCAGUCGAAUCGUUCUAUACUUUAGUGAUGGUCUUUACAUUCCGAUUGAUGCUGAUUAAUGCUUAG